CUUGUUCCUUUGUUCUCUUCCUCUCACCCCUAUCUGCUUCUUCCAUCUUUAUUAACCUCCUCUCCUCCUCAUUUCCAAUCUGAUUCAUUAAACCCCACCAUGAAGCGCUACCGCAACGGCGAAAUCUGGGCCUUCGAGCCACAAAUGCCACUCUCCGCCUCCGCCCGUGACGUCAUUCUCGGGUUAGACGGCGGCACCACCUCCACCGUUUGCAUUUGCAUGCCGCUUCUCCCGUUCUCGGAUCCUCUGCCCGACCCGGUUCCGGUUCUGGCCCGCGCCGUCGCCGGUUGCUCCAACCACAACAGCGUCGGCGAGGCGGCUGCGAGGGAGACAUUGGAGCAGGUGAUGGCGGAGGCGCUUGCCAAGUCCGGUUCGAACCGGGCGGCGGUUAGGGCGGUUUGUUUGGCGGUUUCGGGUGUCAACCAUCCUUCGGAUCAGCAGAGGAUAAUGGACUGGCUUAGGGAUAUAUUUCCCAGAGAUGUGAGGUUGUAUGUUCAGAAUGAUGCCGUGGCGGCUUUGGCGUGUGGGACUAUGGGGAAGCUUCAUGGCUGUGUUUUGAUUGCUGGCACGGGCACCAUUGCGUAUGGAUUCACAGAAGAUGGGAGAAAUGCUCGGGCUGCUGGCGCAGGACCUACUUUAGGUGAUUGGGGAAGUGGUUAUGGAAUAGCUGCACAGGCCUUAACCGCGAUCAUAAGGGCCCAUGACGGUCGUGGUCCAGAUACAGCACUUACCUCUAGUAUUUUAGAGAACCUUGGUCUUUCUUCUGCAGAUGAACUCAUCGGGUGGACUUAUGCAGAUCCAUCUUGGGCUCGCAUUGCAGCACUUGUUCCAGAAGUUGUAUCUUGUGCAGAGGCUGGUGAUGAAGUCGCAAAUAAGAUCUUGUUUGAUUCAGUUGAGGAGUUGGGUUUAAGUGUGAAAGCUGUUGUUCAAAGACUUGACUUGUGUGGCCAAGAUGGAAAAGAAUCCUUUCCCCUUGUCAUGGUUGGUGGUGUUCUUGAAGCAAAUAAGAGGUGGGAUAUAGGAACAGAAGUGAUUAGAUGCGUCUCCAAGGAGUAUCCGGGGGCAGUUCCAAUUAGACCCAAGGUGGAGCCUGCAGUUGGGGCAGCAUUGUUAGCAUGGAACUGUUUGAUGAAGGAAUCUGUUAAAGAAGCCUGUUUGAUCAAAGGAUCUGUCAAAGAAACCUUCAAGUGCUGACAAUCGAUUAUAUAAGCUCAAUUGUACAGUGGGAAGGAUCAAUAACAAAGUGAAAGGGAAACAAACAGCUCAAUAUAUAAUAUGGAAGUCAUGAUCAACAUAUGUUUUUGGUUGAAGUCAUUACUCAUCAUCUACGUAUAUGAUUUGCAUAGUAUCAGAUACUUCUCUAGCCUAAUGUUAGUAAGGCUAAUUCUUCAAUGUGUCAGUUGCCGAUUCUGGAGUUUUAUCAGGUUUGCAUGUCAAAGUAUCUCUGUUUAUAGUGAUGUGAAAGAAAUGCUUGCAAGUAAUGGCAAAAGCGCCUCUGCCUGCUUAGUUGCUAUGUGAAGGAUAGACAGAUCUAUAGCUGGGGCAAUAUUCCAGUCCUCUGUCUCUCCGGACUCCGAAGUGAUUUUUCUCAAUGCAGACUUGUUGUAAACCC
Molecule: messenger RNA, 1612 nt
Organism: Argentina anserina (silverweed cinquefoil)
Lineage: Eukaryota; Viridiplantae; Streptophyta; Magnoliopsida; Rosales; Rosaceae
Exons: 7
Coding region: 100-1194 (364 amino acids)
Source: RefSeq, a predicted model, not a curated record